AUGGUUCACUUGGUUGUUCACCUUGUUGAAGAGGUUAAACUUGGAGGUCCUGUUCAUUAUCGAUGGAUGUAUCCUGUUGAAAGGUACUUGGGAAAACUUAAAUCGCAUGUACGUAAUAAGGCAAAACCAGAAGGGUCUAUUGCAGAAGGAUACCAUUUUGAAGAGAUUCUUACAUUUUGUUCAAGAUAUCUAGAAAACAUUGAAACUAGAUGGAAUCAACCUGGACGUGUAGAUGAUGACCCUAUUGGUGAUAUCCAAAUAGGAUCACAUGUAGCCGAAAUAUUUCCUAUAUUUGGAAAACCAGUGGGUGGAUCUUCUUAUUACACCCUAACACCAAUUGAAAAGUUGCAGGCUCAUAGACACAUUUUGACAAAUUGUCCAAUAGUUGACGACUAUCUAAAGUAA
This is a messenger RNA of Lathyrus sativus (Indian pea), 405 nucleotides long. Lineage: Eukaryota; Viridiplantae; Streptophyta; Magnoliopsida; Fabales; Fabaceae. The record is from the annotation of a GenBank genome assembly.